CAUCUCUCGCGCACUACAUAUCUGCAGACUUGAAUGCUCGACAGUACCUUUUGUUCUGUAACUGCCGUCAUUUUACCGAAAAGUAAACACCCUUUUUUUUAUUACCACAGGUUGGAGCUUCCGUAGUAGUAGUCUCGGGAAUUCUCCACACAUUGCAAACAGAACAGGCCUGCUACUUGGCAUCCUCACCACCUUACAAGACAACAACAGCACACAGCGCCCACCAUGGCUUCCACAGAGUCCAUACUCCAGGGCGUCAACGUCCUGGGCACGGUCAAUGAGUCUCAGCGCAAGAUUCUGACACCACCUGCUCUGGCUUUUCUCGCCCUGCUUCACCGCUCCUUCAACGAGCGCCGCAAGCAGCUGCUGGAGCGCAGAAAGCUGCGCCAGGCCGAGAUUGACAAGGGCGUUCUUCCAGACUUCCUGCCCGAGACCAGGCAUAUCCGAGAGAACUCGACCUGGAAGGGAGCUGCGCCGGCGCCGGGCCUGGUUGAUCGCCGAGUCGAGAUCACGGGCCCUACGGACCGGAAGAUGGUUGUCAACGCGCUCAACUCAAAUGUGUGGACGUACAUGGCCGACUUUGAGGACUCCAGCGCUCCCACAUGGGAAAACAUGAUCAACGGGCAAGUUAACCUGUACGACGCCGUUCGUCGGCAGGUGGACUUCAAGCAGGGCAGCAAGGAAUACAAGCUGCGGACUGACAGGACUCUACCAACGCUCAUUGUGCGGCCUCGUGGAUGGCACCUCGAGGAGAAGCAUGUGACCAUCGACGGAGAGCCCAUCAGUGGAUCGCUUUUCGACUUUGGUCUUUACUUUUUCCAUAGCGCACAUGAGGCAGUCAAGCGCGGGUUCGGUCCAUACUUUUACCUGCCCAAGAUGGAGUCGCACCUGGAGGCUCGGCUGUGGAACGAUGCUUUCAACCUAGGCCAGGACUACAUUGGUAUGCCCCGUGGCACGAUCCGCGGUACGGUGCUCAUCGAGACGAUCCUGGCUGCGUUCGAGAUGGACGAGAUCAUCUACGAGCUGCGCGACCACAGCUCCGGCCUCAACUGCGGCCGAUGGGACUAUAUUUUCAGCACCAUCAAGAAGUUCCGCCAGCACCCCAACUUUGUGCUGCCCGACCGCUCGGCUGUCACCAUGACGGUGCCCUUCAUGGACGCCUACGUCAAGCUGCUGAUUCAGACUUGCCACAAGCGCGGCGUGCACGCCAUGGGAGGCAUGGCUGCCCAGAUCCCCAUCAAGGACGACAAGGAGGCCAACGACCGCGCCAUGGAUGGUGUCCGGGCCGACAAGCUGCGCGAGGUGCGGGCGGGCCACGACGGUACCUGGGUUGCCCACCCGGCCCUGGCGGCCAUCGCUUCAGACAUCUUCAACAAGCACAUGCCGACGCCCAACCAGCUGUUUGUGAGGCGCGAGGACGUGCACAUUACGGCCAUGGAUCUGCUCAACAUGAAUGUACCGGGCAAGAUCACCGAGGAUGGAAUCAGGAAAAACCUGUACAUUGGUCUCGGUUACAUGGAGGCCUGGAUCCGCGGCGUUGGCUGCGUGCCCAUCAACUACCUGAUGGAGGACGCCGCGACUGCCGAAGUCUCCCGCAGCCAGCUGUGGCAGUGGGUCAAGCACGGCGUGAGCACCGCAGAGGGCAAAAAGGUUGACAAGUCGUAUGCGCUCCGUCUCUUGCGGGAGGAGGCAGACAAGAUGGCCAAGUCAUUGCCCGCCGGCAACAAGAUGCAGCUGGCCUCGCAGUACUUUGCCACCCAGGUUACCGGCGAGGAUUAUGCCGACUUUUUGACAACGCUUUUGUAUAACGAGAUCACGACACCCGGAAGCGCCAGGCCCGCUUCGAAAUUGUAAUUUUAUCAAAGUGUUUUCCUAGCUGGGGAGGAAAAAGAAUCUCAGGACUUGGGAUUGUAUUUUGUGAUAUAUGAAAGAUUUACCCACAUGAUGUGUUGAAUCG
Pyricularia oryzae 70-15 is the source of this 1957-nucleotide messenger RNA. RefSeq names its product malate synthase. Gene Ontology annotation, molecular function: malate synthase activity. NCBI's taxonomy places the organism in Eukaryota, Fungi, Ascomycota, Sordariomycetes, Magnaporthales, Pyriculariaceae. Bases 226 to 1854 code for a protein of 542 amino acids. The transcript is spliced from 4 exons. The record is from RefSeq and is a predicted model, not a curated record. Gene Ontology annotation, biological process: glyoxylate cycle. Gene Ontology annotation, cellular component: peroxisomal matrix; cytoplasm.